AUGUCGUGGCGCAAUCAGGGCAUCACAGGUUCCAACAACAUUCCUCUUGGAACGCGUCGUCGGUUCGGAGGCGAAAGCAGUGGUGAUUCGCAAAAUGGCUCUGCUGUGAACUCCCCAUCGUAUGGAGAUUCUGGCAAGCGUGGGCGAAGUCCAACCAGAGCUGAACCUGCGGCCGACGGCGUCAAGAGACGUAGGAAGCGUAAUCGUUGGGGUGAGGUCGGCGAGAACAAAGCUGCUGGCCUCAUGGGCCUUCCUACCUUGAUUCAGGCAAAUAUGACAGCGGAACAACUCGACGCAUAUACUCUCCACUUGCGCAUUGAAGAAAUCAGCCAGAAGCUACGGAUCAAUGAUGUGGUCCCAGCAGAAGCCGACAGGUCGCCAUCACCCGCUCCUCAAUAUGACAAUCUCGGUCGCCGUGUAAACACUCGAGAAUUCCGCUAUCGCAAGCGGCUUGAAGAUGAGCGGCACAAACUGAUAGACAAAGCCAUGAAAACGAUCCCUAACUAUCAUCCGCCUUCUGACUACAGACGACCUACCAAGACACAGGAAAAGGUUUACGUGCCGGUCAACGAUUAUCCCGAGAUCAAUUUUAUUGGUCUACUUAUUGGACCUCGUGGCAACACGCUGAAGAAAAUGGAAACCGAAUCUGGAGCCAAAAUUGCCAUUCGAGGCAAAGGCUCUGUCAAAGAAGGCAAGGGACGAUCAGACGCAGCUCAUACUAGCAACCAGGAAGAAGAUUUACACUGUCUUAUUAUGGCGGACACGGAAGACAAAGUCAAUAAAGCCAAGGCAUUAAUUCAUAAUGUCAUCGAAACUGCUGCUUCCAUCCCCGAGGGACAAAACGAACUCAAAAGGAAUCAACUUCGAGAACUCGCGGCCCUCAAUGGAACACUCCGUGACGACGAAAAUCAAGCGUGCCAAAACUGUGGUCAAAUUGGGCAUCGCAAGUACGACUGCCCGGAAACUAGAAAUUUCACUGCCAAUAUCAUCUGUCGGAUCUGUGGCAAUGCUGGUCAUAUGGCGAGAGACUGCAAUGAGCGACAGCGAGGGUCCGACAUGCGUAACAAUCCUCCUGGAGGGUUUAGUGGGCCUCAACGACGCCUUGGUCCGUCUGACGCCGUCGACCGCGAGAUGGAGAAUCUCAUGCAAGAACUUUCCGGCCGUCCCUCUGGAAACGGUCCGGCAGGACGUAUUGAGGCCGCCCCGGGUGGUUAUGACCAAGCCGACUCGUACGGUGGUGGUCGUGACACUGGCAGCGCGGAUCCGAGACCAUGGGCACGUCCCGCCACCGGUGCUCCGGCUCCAUGGCAGCGAGACCGACAGGAACGAGGUUACGAGAACCGAGAGAGCGGCUCAUCACUUCCCCCAUGGGCACUCCACCGUGCUGCUGACAAUCAUGGAGGAGGAUAUGGAUCUGCACCUGGCCAUGAAGCUCCUCCGUGGCAGCAACAGCAGCCUCCCGCACAGAGUUACGCCUACGGUGGAUACCCUGGCUAUGAUCCGCAGACAGCCUAUGGUGUUCCUCCUCCUCCUCCGCAAGCUCCUCCUGGUCUCAGCGCUUUCCUCCAACAAUAUGCAGCGGCGGCGGCGGUGACGGCGAGUGGUGCACCACCACCGCCAGACACGCAGGCCCCUCCACCACCACCAGACGUUCAACCUCCACCUCCUCCUGGCAUGGAUGACCACAUUCCGCCCCCACCACCUUCCGCAUAA
This is a messenger RNA of Rhinocladiella mackenziei CBS 650.93, 1713 nucleotides long. Its product is annotated as branchpoint-bridging protein. The transcript has 6 exons. NCBI's taxonomy places the organism in Eukaryota, Fungi, Ascomycota, Eurotiomycetes, Chaetothyriales, Herpotrichiellaceae. The coding region runs from base 1 to 1713 and encodes 570 amino acids. Gene Ontology annotation, biological process: regulation of mRNA splicing, via spliceosome. The record is from RefSeq and is a predicted model, not a curated record. Gene Ontology annotation, molecular function: mRNA binding; zinc ion binding. Gene Ontology annotation, cellular component: nucleus.